Cannabis sativa is the source of this 1042-nucleotide messenger RNA. Its product is annotated as zinc finger BED domain-containing protein DAYSLEEPER-like. Bases 10 to 687 code for a protein of 225 amino acids. Lineage: Eukaryota; Viridiplantae; Streptophyta; Magnoliopsida; Rosales; Cannabaceae. The record is from RefSeq and is a predicted model, not a curated record. The transcript is spliced from 3 exons. Gene Ontology annotation, molecular function: DNA binding; protein dimerization activity.
AUUAAGGACAUGGCAACUCAAAUGAUGUCCAAGUUCCAGAAAUAUUGGCGAGAGAUUCACGGGCUUAUGUGUGUGGCGGUUGUUUUAGACCCGAGGUACAAGUUCAUGUUGCUCGAAUACUAUUUCCCUGUAAUUUAUGGAGAUGAGCAAUAUGUAACUGAAAUUGCGAAGGUUCGUGAGCUUUGUUGCGAGCUACUAGAGGAGUACGGGUCUAAGUUUCCUCAUUUGAGAGAAAGAAGGGUUCAAGAAGAAAAUGUAUCAACAUCGUCUUCAACACGCCGAUUGGAUGCCCUUUCUAACUUUGAUAGAUUUGUUAGAGCUUCCUAUCGAGUAGAGAAUAUGAAGUCUGAACUGGAUUUAUAUUUAGAGGAGAACUUGAUACCUAGGACUGAAGAGUCAUUUGAUAUAUGCAACUAUUGGAAGGUGACGGGCCUCAAAUACCCUUUGUUGAGUAUGAUUGCCAAGGAUGUAUUUGCUGUGCCUGUUAGCACUGUUGCUUCGGAAUCUACAUUCAGCACUGGUGGUAGGCACGUGAGUUCACAUCGAUCGAGACUUCAUCCUUCUACAUUAGAAGCAUUAGUAUGUACACAAAAUUGGUUGAAGACUGACAAAAAAGCAACAGUGAAUGAUGAAGAUAAUGAUGUUGAUCCAACAAUGGAGCCUUACGUAGUUGAUCUUGAUGAUUAGAGAGUACAUUGUUCUUUUUAGUAUAUGAGUGAGGACAUGGAUGAGAACAAAUUGUAGUGUUUAGUACUUAUGGUUGCUAGUUAUUAUAUUUGAGUUUAUGGUUGGUAGUUAUUAUUGAUGUAUUAAACAUUGUUAGUAACAAAAGUACAAUCUCAAACUUUCCUCUAUUAUGCAUAAUUGAAUCACUCAUUUAUUCAUUAUAACAAAAAUGCAAUUAUUCAUUGAAAACCUUAGUUUCCAACCUUAUCUAUUAUUAAAGUAAAAUUGAAAAAAAAACAUUACCAUCACACCCUUAUAAUUCUCUUCAUUAAAAAUAAAUUGACUUACAUAAUUAUUAUAAUAUUGACUUUAAAAC